Lichtheimia ornata is the source of this 357-nucleotide messenger RNA. RefSeq lists its product as uncharacterized. The record is from RefSeq and is a predicted model, not a curated record. The coding region runs from base 1 to 357 and encodes 118 amino acids. The transcript has a single exon. Lineage: Eukaryota; Fungi; Mucoromycota; Mucoromycetes; Mucorales; Lichtheimiaceae.
AUGCCUCACCUAACAGCACCAACAAUGAUUCCCAACCACGCACGCCUUUUGAGUUUUGGCAAAGUUUUUCACACCAUGCUCGUCAUGUUCAAGCUCGCAAAGAAGUCGUUUAUGAAGACAAAGCAGCAAAAGAUGCAGCUCAGCGCCUACGUCAAGAACGCAUCUUUAUUCGGUCCCAUGGAAUCUGAUAGUGCAGUUUUCGAUAUCGCUCAAAGCUCUGGUAUCUCUACCUCUGAAUUUUUUGGAGCACUCACUCGUCAGCAUCCAAAGGCUCUGGGCUGGGUGCCUAGCAAAUUUCGGUCUUCUUGUGUUAUCGUUUCUUUUGAAGAUGCAAGCUCAGGAUUUAGCAUGUGCUGA